Molecule: messenger RNA, 585 nt
Organism: Prorocentrum cordatum
Lineage: Eukaryota; Dinophyceae; Prorocentrales; Prorocentraceae
Source: the annotation of a GenBank genome assembly
CAGGGCGACGAGCCUGGGUUGGACGACGUUGCCCAGCAGAUUUUCUUGGCCGACCGCUGGGCGCAGCUGAAGGCGAGCAAGGACAAGCUCCUCCUCUUCAUCCUCCAGGCGUGCGCCCCGUUCCUGGCCGCGCUCCAGCCCGAUCGGCGCGACCUUGUGUGCCUGGAGGUGAUUGGGUCCACGUCUAUCUCCGAGGAGUGCAGCUUGUUCGGCCCGAGCAUACCCUACAACGACCUCUACGGCCGCCAGCACGACGUCUUGGGGGACGAGGGCUUCGCGCACCUCCUCGAGCUGAGCCUACGCGUCCAGCAGGGGGGCACCGUGUUCUUUACGCCCUUGACUGCGACAUGGCUCCCCUCGGACGCAGCCGCGCAGUCGAGGACCAAAGAGAACCCAGGGGGGGACAUUAGCCAGCAGCUCAUACACGACGCGAACCUCCAGGCAAAACCAUCAAGCUACGAGUUCCAAGCUGCGCCCGCGAUCAGAGGCGCAUUCAUGCCAGAGUUUCCGAUUCAGUUCGUUCAGAAGUGCGCCGAGAUCAUUCGCGGCCUCUACAUGGCAGAUCCAGCCAACCAGGCCCCGACG